GUCGUCUAGCACGAGCUCGUUCCCUAGCGCUCAGUUUAUUCAUGUGAUGAUGUGAGCUGUUGUUGAAUAGCAUUUGUUAUUCACAUAAUUGAAAUGGUCAAGAUGAGGAAAAACAAAGGGAAAACCAAUACAAUCGAAAAGGAGUUUGUGUUUGAGUUUAAGGCAGGACAACAUCACUGUAUUCUCAAAGUACCUCUUCAGUUCCCUCUCAAAGAAAAUGUCAGUGAUCUUCAUGGGCGGAUCAUGCUGCUUCAUAAAAUCCCCUGUUUUGUAGAAAAUGACUUGAAAAACAGACUGGUUAGUUUCAUAGAGAGGGAAACAUUAGUGGAUUAUGACCGGGAUGCAGAAGCAGCCCUGCAGAGACUCACUAAUGGAGAAGUCGACAUCAACAAACUUACAAAUUCAUGGGCCAAGGCCUAUUCUGAGACUACACUGGAACACGCCCGUCCUGAAGAACCCAGCUGGGACGAGGAUUUUGCCAGUGUCUAUCAUGAACUGAUCCACUCCCCGGCCUCAGAGACUCUUCUCAACCUGGAGCACAGUUACUUUGUCAGUGUCUCUGAGCUCAUCAGCGAGAGAGACAUGGAGCUCAAGAAACUUCAGGAGAGACAGGCUGUUGAGAUGGACAAAGUCAUGCAGGAGCUGGGAAAGACCUUGUGUGACCAGGAUGUGAAUACCGUUGCUGCCCAACACUUUGAUGCCCAGCAAGUGCUGGAGAACAAGUGGGCCAGUGAACUGAAACAAGUCACGGGUAUCCAGAAACAAGAGUAUCAGGAGUGGGUGAUGAAGCUCCACCGGGACCUACAGAACCCCAACAACAGUACAAUAAACGAGGAGAUCAAGGUGCAGCCGGGUCAGCUGGGGGAUGCAGGGGAAGCGGGGGCCCGGCUCUUCGAGGAGCAGCGACAGCUGGAGGAAAGCUUCACCAUCCACUUAGGGGCUCAGCUGAAGACCAUGCACAAUCUACGUCUGGUGAGAUCUGAUGUUCUGGAUUUUUGUAAGCACCAUCGUCACAGCAGCAGCGGGGUGAAGUUACGGCGACUGCAGACUGCACUGUCUCUGUACUCCACAUCGCUUUGUGGUCUGGUGCUGCUGGUCGACAACAGAGUCAACUCAUACAGCGGCAUCAAGAGAGACUUUGCAACAGUCUCUCAGGAGUGUACAGACUUCCACUUCCCCAGAGUGGAUGAGCAGCUGGACAUCAUCCAGCAGGUGGUGCUGUAUGCACGAGCUCAGCGCAGCAGCAAGCAGAGAGAGCAGCCCGAAAUGCCAAGAAAUGGAGGAAGUGAAGACAAAAAUAAGAUCAUAGACAGAAAUUCCUCCAAUAUCCUCCCAGGUGAAUUCUACAUCACACGCCAUUCAAACCUGUCUGAGGUUCACAUUGUGUUUCACCUCUGUGUGGAUGAUAAUGUGCGCUCUGGAAACAUCACAGCCCGGGACCCAGCCAUCAUGGGGCUGAGGAACAUCCUGAAGGUCUGCUGCACCCAUGACGUCACCACCAUCACCAUCCCACUGCUGCUGGUGCAUGACAUGUCAGAGGAGAUGACUAUUCCCUGGUGCUUGAAACGAGCUGAGCUGGUCUUCAAGUGUGUGAAAGGUUUUAUGAUGGAAAUGGCCUCCUGGGAUGGAGGAAUCUCACGGACUGUCCAGUUCCUUGUUCCCCAGAGUAUCUCAGAGGAGAUGUUCUACCAGCUGAGCAACAUGCUGCCUCAGAUCUUCAGAGUCUCCUCGACGCUCACGCUAACAUCAAAACGCUAAACAAGCCACACAAACGGACGCAUCAGCCUUUGUGUUACACGUCAGCUGACAAUAUGGAGGACAUCUUGUCACUUUAAGUUCUUAAUUUUCAGAGAAGUACAAACCGUAAGCUGUUUUGAUAUGCACUGUCAUGUGAUCAUCAACACAAGCCUGUCACAGAAGGCUUAGCACCAUGUCCUGAUUAUUUCAGUCAUGAAUUUUCACUGGAAUUCGCAAAUUUGUACAUUCCACAUCAAAAAACGCAUUAAAUAUGAGAAGGAAGUGUUCAGAGUUUUAGCUCUUGUCAUACUGUGAGUGCUGUUUACCUAAUGCUGCAUGGGAAACAGGUAAUGCCAAGACAAGCUGUGUGUUUGUGCUGCAUUGCAGUCAAUCACCUUUGGCCCUUGUGUCAUCGUUUCCCUUCACAAACACCAGAUGGCACUGUAUUCGGUUGCGUUUACAUGUAGUGCAAGGUAACCAAAGCUGCUGAUUCCAAAUGUCAAAUGAACCCAACCUUCCAAGCAUUCUAAGUGAUUUACCAUGUGUUUGUGUAUUAGGUGCCAGUUGUAACCCCUGGCAUGUGUGCAGUUAUAUUUGAACUGUAAUCUUUGGAAAGUGGGGCAUUUGAAAACCGUAUCAUCCGUUUGUGUUUUUUUUUGUGUUGUUUUUAAGGGUAAUUCUAGCCAAUUUACCUAAUUUAUAUUUUUAAAUAGGCUUCUUAAAAUAUGCCUAUGUAAUAUUGAUCAGGCUAUUAGGAAAAUUAUGUCCAGUUUUGUUUUGUUUUUUUAAAGCCUUUACAAAGAAAAUCUGCAUAUUAACUACUGUCUGUUAAGUGUUUUGUUGGAUUCCUCCUAAUGAGGAUAUUGGCACACGAAGUAGCAAAGUAGGGCUAAUCUGAGGGUUAAAGGAUUUGCAUCUAUAUUAGCCUUUUGUCCGAUACUACUGACAUGCUAAUUACAUGUUCAUUGCAAAAUGAUUUUUAAAUACAGUGCACUUUAUCA
Messenger RNA from Sinocyclocheilus rhinocerous, 2738 nucleotides. Its product is annotated as protein C12orf4 homolog. The coding region runs from base 94 to 1758 and encodes 554 amino acids. NCBI's taxonomy places the organism in Eukaryota, Metazoa, Chordata, Actinopteri, Cypriniformes, Cyprinidae. Gene Ontology annotation, biological process: regulation of mast cell degranulation. The record is from RefSeq and is a predicted model, not a curated record. Gene Ontology annotation, cellular component: cytoplasm. The transcript is spliced from 14 exons.